AUGUUGCCUGAUCGGACCAUCGACAAAGAUUCUCCCUCCACUCCAGAAGACAAUCAUUCAUCACACCCACACCAACAUGAAGAAGAGUUGGAAGAAUUAGAUGAAGAGUUGAUGGCCUUUGAGUCGAGUAGAAAUGGAGAGGAAGCAUCAUCUUUAACACCUUCCUCUAACCAUUUCAUUAAAAAUUAUAAUGAUGAGUUUUUUAAUCAACAAGAACAACAACAACGAGUGAAGAUGAGUACUCUCUAUGAAACAAUUGAAUAUUAUUUAUUAUAUUCGGAUUAUCGGGUGGAUCAACAAUUGAAAGAAUUGAAUGCUCUUGAACAAGCCUUGAUGAGAGUGCAUCAACAAGAAUCAUCACAGGAAAAUUCUUCAAAAUCAAGAACACAUGAAAGCAAUCGUUCGUUUCAAUCAACAGAUGAACAAUUUCAGCAACAUGCUGUUGGAUCAACUCACAACGCCAUUCAAAAACAAUUAAAACGAGUCCGUAAAAUUAAAACAUUUAUGGAUGAAUAUGGAACGGUGUGCAGAGAUUUUCUGUCUCGAAUCAAACAACAUCCACUGGGUGAAAUUAAUAUUGAUGCAAGUCUCAAAAUAUUGAAUGGAAGAAGGAAUGCUGAUGUGGAAUCAACGACGUCAUCGUCAAAAGAAACGGAUAAUCUUGUAGAAGACAGAUUGGUAUUGCUACAUUCAGCUUUUCACACCAAGUGUGUUCGAAAUCAUUUGCUUCCGUUCAUAAGAAAAUCUCUAUUACUAAAGUCAAAACAAAAUAUUGAGCGAGACAAGCUCUAUGCAAAUAUCCACACGACAGAAGAUCUUUUAUUAUUGUAUCAAUUGAAACAUGGAAUGAAUGAAAAGAUGAGACUUUCCACAGAGUAUAUUCAUGAAAAUGCAGAUAGAAAAUUACAAACUUUCAAACAAGAGGUGGAACAAUGCUAUCAACAAGUGAUCAGCAACAAACAGAAAUAA
Messenger RNA from Naegleria fowleri, 969 nucleotides. RefSeq lists its product as uncharacterized. The transcript has a single exon. The coding region runs from base 1 to 969 and encodes 322 amino acids. NCBI's taxonomy places the organism in Eukaryota, Heterolobosea, Eutetramitea, Acrasida, Naegleriidae. The record is from RefSeq and is a predicted model, not a curated record.